AUCAUUGUUUCAAAGCAACUAGAGAUAUUUUUGAAGAAUACAAAAUAAAAUAAAAAAUAUAUUUAUUGAAAUUUUUGAUUAAUUUUAUUUAAAACUUGAUUUGUGCAUCAUCGGCAAGAAAUUAACAACGAACUUACUGGCAAAAAAGGAAAUUCAUCGCAGGAAAUGGAUUCAGACGAUUCACUUGAUUCGUCAAGUUCAGAUUCGAAAAACGAUAAUCAAAAUGACGGACCUGCAAGUCCUGCAUCAAUGCACUCAGCCCGCUCAAAUAACAGCCAAUCACAGAGUUAUGGAUUUCAAUCUCGUUCUCGUUCACCAACACCAAACGAACCAAGAUCACCAUCAUUUGAUUCACGAUCACAAUCACCCUCAUCUCCAGCAAGACCAGUUUCAAAAUCACCAAUUAACAAUGACAAUAGAUCUAAUUCUGCAUUAUCUCUGAAUUCAUCACAAAUGGAUCAUUCACGUAGUCCACCGAAUGGUGAUCGAAUAUCCCGUAAUACUGUACGCAGUCCGGAAAAACAUUUUUCUGAUCGUGAUUCGGUUAAAUCAUCUAGAUCGAUAAAAUCACCAGGUUCUGACAGAAGGUCUAUUAAAUCAGCGCACGAUCGAUCAUCUUCUAGAGAAUCUGUUAAAUCAAAUGAUUCGAAUCAAUCUCGAUCAAAAAGUUCGAUGAAAUCUGUUAGCCCAGAUCGUGAACGUUCUAGAUCAAUCAGUUCGAAUAAAUCAUUAAGAGGAAGAUCACGAUCAGUCAGUUCAAAUAAAUCGAAUCAAGAACGGUCUGUAUCACAAAACUCAAACAAAUCAAUUCGUGAACGAUCUAGAUCACAAAGUUCAAAUAAAUCAAUUCGUGAAAGAUCCAGAUCACACAGUUCAAACAAAUCAAUUCGUGAACGAUCAAGAUCACAGAGUUCUAAUAAAUCAAUUCGUGAACGAUCUAGAUCACAUAGUUCAAAUAAAUCGGUUUCAAGUUUGAAUCGAAAUCGUCCAGCGUCUCCAAGUUCUCGUCCAAUGUCCCCAAGCUCACGACCUAUGUCACCAAAUUCAAAUAAAUCGAUUAGCCGACAACAGUCAAGGUCACCAAGUUCGGAUCGUGGCUCUAUUUUGUCUGCAGAAACGAUGAGAAGAUCUCGUUCGGGGGAUAGUGAUAAAUCUAGAUCGAGCCGAUCACAAAAAUCAAGACAGGAUGACGAUGGUAAUUCCUCGGAUUCGAGUGCAUCAAGUCGCGGAUCAAAACGACAUAAAUCAUUUUCAUCAAAUGUGUCUGCGGCAGUGCCUUUAGAAUCUCAAGCUGAAGAAAUUUCUGAUGGUGAAAUGGAAUUGGAUGCUGGAAAAGAUUCUGAUAAUGAAGCUGAAAAUAAAAAAGCAAGCGUUGAUAACAACAUUCAGAUAUCGCAUGAAGAUUUGUCUGACGUAUCAGAUUUGGAUUCUUUGGGUGCACAAUCGGAAGAUGAAGAUGAUAAACCGUCAUCUCCAGCGAAAAAAGAUGAUGAAACCAUUUCUAUAAAAUCAUCUAAAUCACCGAAUGUUCCAACCGAUUUAAGACAGAAAUUAGAUGAAGCUAAAAAUAGAAAAUCGGUUGAACAACAACCUGUUAAGCUUCCAGAAAAAACAAGUAAAACUGAGGACUGUGAAGAAGCAUUAGAUUUUGAGGCUGAAGAUGGAGAAUGUGUUGAAGAACCACCUAAAGAGGAUGCAAAUAAUGGCGAUGCUGUUGAAAACGGGGAAAUCUGUGAUGAACAAACUGAGGCUGAAAAAAAGAAAGCCGAGGAAGAUUUAGAAGAAGGUGAAGUGACAGAUGAUGAAGAAACUCGCCCCGAAGAAACCGAACCGCGACCAGUGUGUCGAUUUUACUCACGUGGACAAUGUACGUGGGGUGCAAGUUGUCGAUUCUUGCAUCCAGGCGUUACAGACAAAGGAAACUAUACAAUGUUCGAAAUGAUACGACCAGUAGUACCUGGUCCACCUCCGUUUGGAGCAGAUUUUCGCGAUGAACGACCUGCUCCAUUUGGACAUCCAUUAGCACGUGCAGAACCACCUCCAGCUGAAUCUGCUUGGGAGCGUGGAUUACGUACAGCAAAAGAAAUGGUACGACGUGCUAUUAAACGAAAAGAGCAAGAUAUGGACUUCGAGGAGAAAAAAAUGAAUUUAACAUUAUCGCAAGAUGAAUUAGAUAAAGAAAAUGGAUAUUACACACGUGCCGCAAGUCCUGUUCUAGUUGAACCGUCCCCACCACCACCAGUAAAACAUUAUGUGAGACACGCUCCCCCGCCUGCUGUCCCACACGAUCCAUACUAUCCACCCCCACAACCUAGGCAUACAGAUGAAUACUAUCGCCGAAUACAUCAUUAUGAACCACCUGCACCUGUUGUUCCCGUUCGACAAGUUCGUAUAGAACCAGAUUAUGAAGCCCCACCACCACGAGAACGAGCUCAUGGAGGCUAUCGUGAAUUACCUACACAUAGAAUGCCUGACUAUUAUAAUGAUAAAUAUGAAGAACGAACUGUAACCGUGAGCAGUGGACACAAGCGUCCACAUCGACCAAAACGAGAAGUAAUUGUUCAACGAGUAGAAUCAGGUCCUCCACCAGGACGAGGAGACGAAUGGGCUGAUCCUUGGAUGCGUUCUAAAUCACCAGGACAACGAACAGGUGCUGGAAGAUCGGGUGGUGCUCGUAGACAAUCCUACAGUUCAGGGUCAAGUUAUUCAUCAUCAAGUUCAUCACGUAGUUCAUCGGCGUCAAGUAGGAGUUCAUACAGACGACGUAGUCAUCGAUCACAUUCAAGAUCUAGAUCUGGAUCACCGCGUAUUCCACGUAGACGUCCUGCUGUCCCUGCCAGUCCAAAUCAAGUAUAUCGUCGAGGUGGUCCCGCCGGUGACCAAGGUAGACGUCGUGGCCGUGGUGUUGUAUCACCAAGUGUGAUUGUUUCUGAACGCAAAGCUGCGCAUGAAAGAGCAUCUCUAAUGAAUCCACCAGCCCCCUCACCACGAAAAGCACAUAAAGACAUUAGGCCUCCAUCGCCGGGAAUGAUGCGCACUAGCGCACAAAAUCCUCCAGCGCCAGUGAAGAUGCCUGGAACUGACCAAUUUGGUCGUACAACAAAACGGGAAGUAGAUCGUAUAACUUCGGAACGGCGUAACCUAGAUCCAGAUCGUAAAAAAAUCGUAGUGGCAGCUGCAUUAGCGGCACGUGUUAAAGGGCGUGUAAAUCGUUCGUCACGUUCCAGUAGUGGUUCAGAUAGCUCGAGUUCAAGUGGUUCAGAUUCUGAAUCUAGUUAUUCAAGUAGCACAUCAAGUCGUGAUGAUGGUGGUGCAGCAAAUAAACGUAAAAUUUCUGCUGAUAGUCGUAUGGAGUUGGCUGCCAUUGCAUUAAAAGCAAAAGCAAUUGAUGCGCUUAAAGGAGAACGAGCUGCAUUAGAAUCAAAGAAACGACCGGCAACAUCUCCACCAACCGGUGAUGGACCUACCGCUGCUAAAGUAGCAGCACUUAGUAAAACUGGAACAGGAACUUCAGCCAGUGGUGCAGGUGCUGGUGGUGGUAAAAAAGCAACAUCUAGACGUGAAGAAUUAUUAAAACAAUUGAAGGCAGUUGAAGAUGCGAUAGCCAAAAAGCGAUCAAAAAUCAAUUAAA
This is a messenger RNA of Chrysoperla carnea, 3631 nucleotides long. Its product is annotated as zinc finger CCCH domain-containing protein 18-like. NCBI's taxonomy places the organism in Eukaryota, Metazoa, Arthropoda, Insecta, Neuroptera, Chrysopidae. The coding region runs from base 166 to 3630 and encodes 1154 amino acids. The transcript is spliced from 7 exons. The record is from RefSeq and is a predicted model, not a curated record. Gene Ontology annotation, molecular function: metal ion binding.